Messenger RNA from Leptopilina boulardi, 351 nucleotides. Its product is annotated as glutamic acid-rich protein-like. The coding region runs from base 1 to 351 and encodes 116 amino acids. The record is from RefSeq and is a predicted model, not a curated record. Lineage: Eukaryota; Metazoa; Arthropoda; Insecta; Hymenoptera; Figitidae. The transcript has a single exon.
AUGGAUACGGAAGAGAAUUGCGAAGAAGAAAAUAUCAGCAACAAGCAAGAAAGAAGGGAACAUGAAAGUUUAGAUGAUGAGUGCUAUGGCGGCAAUAUGGAAGAAAAUAAGAAGCCUAUAAAUAACUACGAGAACCACAGAAAAAUUAUAAUAGAGGGAAGCGAAGAAGAAGAAAGCGAUGAUGACAAAAGCAGUGUGGAAGAUAACAGCGAAGGAGAAGAAAAUGAAAGCAGCGAAGAGGUACCAGAUAUGGAAGAGCAAAGAAAGGAACAAGAUAUAGAAAAUGAUGAGGAAGAUGAAGAUGAUGAGAACAGUGGUAAAGAAGAAAGUGAAGAAGAAGAUGGGAACUGA